AUGUCAUUUUUCCAGCGUUUGAUCCAACGAUUUACCGGAAGACAGGAAGUUGCGCCACCAGACAGUUACGAGAAUGAUCCAAAACUUGUGGAGGUCAAUGUCAAAGGGGAGGAUGAUUUGGGCCCGGAAAGUGAUAUCUUUCUAGCGGAACAUCCAGUUUUGAAGGACGAUGCAGAUUUGAAUCAUGGAUUACAACCAGAAGACGGCGCAAACCCACAGGUUGAUGCAACGGAGGACAGCCCAGUCUCUAACGACCUACGUUCAAUCUCGAAGGACUGCAUUGGCCCCCCUCGUGCAAAUGUCUCGUCAAUAGAUGAUAAACGGACGCCGCGCAAGUCAGAGACGGAGCGACUUUGCGACUCGGUAUCUGGUUCCAAAGAUGACACCGACAAAAGGAAUAAUGGUACUAUCGCUGCGAGACCUAUGGGUAGAUCAUUCUCCCCUACAUUUGUUGAGCAGAGGGACUCUCCUGAACUAUUACCAGAUUAUGCUACACCCGAACCUCCUUCAACGUCCUUCUCAACAGAUGUACUGAAUGCAUCUCCUACAAUUGCCAGGAACGAGGCCCCUACAAGCGAAACCCUACAAAAACCCACCCUACCUUCGAUCAAUGAAUUGAUUUUCCAUCAAUCCCAGAUAGCCGAUCAGCCCCGUCUGCCAUGGAAAUGGACCCCUCUUGGUACAAAGACCAGAGAACACUACGAACCGACUGCAGUGGGCAAGUGGUGGUACAUAUGGGCUCAAGAAAAUAGGGAAAAUCUCCCUUUGAUCAGCAACAUUGGAAGGAUAAUGGAAACAGAGCUGGGACAACAGCGAUUUGGCGCGGAACGAUGCACACGAUGUCAGAUCGAAGGAUUGGAGUGUUGGAACUACAGUGUGAACGGUACCUAUCAAGUGUGUAAUCCAGGCAGUGCGUGUGCUCGUUGUCGAGUGGAACCUAUACAUUACGGAUGCAGUUUAUCAAAACGGCGGUCGAGGAAAAGGAAAACGAGUCCCCCACCUCCUCCUGCGCCGCGGUUAUUGCUACCAAAAGUAGGAUAUGGAGUGUAUCAAUAUCCUCCAGUGGAUACGGCGCCAGGGGCGGCGGCUGUUUAA
Talaromyces marneffei is the source of this 1095-nucleotide messenger RNA. RefSeq lists its product as uncharacterized. NCBI's taxonomy places the organism in Eukaryota, Fungi, Ascomycota, Eurotiomycetes, Eurotiales, Trichocomaceae. The record is from RefSeq and is a predicted model, not a curated record. The coding region runs from base 1 to 1095 and encodes 364 amino acids. The transcript is spliced from 2 exons.